CCGCCAUUUUGUGUUAGGCCCACUCUUCUAAAGCGGGAGAAAAUUAUUCGUCCGGCGCUCAGCAACUACGGAAGAUCACAGCGGGAUUGCAGGGACCGACCACAGACGCCGAGCUUCCAAGUGAAUAUAAAGGGGGACAGAAUCAGCCGAGAGGUGUUAGCUGGUCCAUCGCCAUGGAGGGCGAUGUUUCAAUGGAGACCACUCAGGCUGACGGAAAGGUCCUGCCAGAAGGUGGAGAGGCUUUGAUACAAGCUCCACAGGGGGAGGUGGCAGGUAACAUGGAGAUGAUGGUGAUGGACGCCCUAGAUCCGACUCUGCUGCAAAUGAAGACAGAGGUGCUGGAUGGCGCCAGCACAGUGACUGUUACUGGUGGAGAUGAGGGUCAGAUCAUCACACUCCAGGUGGUGAAUAUGGAGGAGCAGACAGGUGCUGCACUGGGUCUUGGUCAGCUUCAGUUGGUGCAGGUACCUGUCACAACAACAACUGUGGAGGGGCUCCACGCCACCUACGUUGAUGCAUCAGCAGCUAACAAGGAUGCAGAACCAGUUAUCUGUCAUACUCUUCCCUUGCCUGAGGGUUUCCAGGUGGUAAAAGUGGGUGCCAACGGUGAAGUAGAGACCGUGGAGCAGGAGGAACUUCAGGCAGCCCAUGAGGAGCUUCAAGGGACAAGGGGAGAGGAAGAGGAGGAGGAAGAAGAGGCAGCAGAAGUAGAAACCCCUGUUCCCCAGCAGGAAGACCCAGAAUGGUCCAAAGACCCAGACUACCAGCCCAUCACCGCUGUCCGUAAAGGAAAGAAGGGAAAGAAGAGCCGCCUGCGUUACGGAGAGGGCGAUCGUGACAUGGAUGUUUCUGUGUAUGACUUUGAAGAAGAACAGCAGGAGGGGCUGUUGUCGGAGGUGAAUGCUGAGAAGGUGGUGGGAAACAUGAAGCCACCAAAGCCCACCAAGAUCAAGAAAAAAGGUGUGAAGAAGACUUUCCAGUGUGAGCUGUGUAGCUACACGUGUCCAAGACGCUCCAACUUGGACCGACACAUGAAGAGCCACACGGAUGAGAGACCACAUAAAUGUCACUUAUGUGGACGGGCUUUUCGAACAGUCACACUGCUGAGAAACCAUCUCAACACACACACAGGCACUCGGCCACAUAAAUGCACAGAUUGUGACAUGGCAUUUGUGACCAGUGGUGAGUUGGUGCGCCAUCGCCGCUACAAACACACACAUGAGAAGCCCUUCAAGUGCUCUAUGUGCGACUAUUGCAGUGUGGAGGUAAGUAAGCUGAAAAGGCACAUCCGCUCUCACACAGGGGAACGGCCCUUCCAAUGCAGCCUGUGCAGCUAUGCUAGCAGAGACACUUACAAGCUGAAAAGACACAUGAGAACACAUUCAGGCGAGAAGCCAUACGAGUGCUAUAUCUGCCAUGCCCGUUUCACGCAGAGUGGCACCAUGAAGAUGCAUAUUCUGCAGAAACACACAGAAAAUGUGGCCAAGUUCCAUUGUCCACACUGUGAUACUGUCAUCGCACGCAAGAGUGACCUUGGUGUUCACUUGCGGAAACAGCACUCGUUUAUUGAGACAGGAAAGAAAUGUCGUUACUGUGAUGCUGUGUUUCAUGAGCGGUACGCUCUCAUCCAACACCAGAAGACCCACAAGAAUGAAAAACGUUUCAAGUGUGACCAGUGCGACUACUGCUGCAGACAGGAGCGCCACAUGAUAAUGCACAAGCGUACACACACUGGGGAGAAGCCAUUUGCCUGCAGCCAGUGUGACAAAACAUUUCGACAGAAGCAACUUCUGGACAUGCACUUCAAGCGCUACCACGAUCCCAGCUUUGUUCCCACUGCCUUUGUCUGCAGCAAGUGUAGCAAGACCUUCACCCGCAGGAACACCAUGCUGCGUCAUGCUGAGAACUGCACUGGUGAAGUUGUUGAGGAAGAAAAUGGAACUCCCACACCCAAAAAGGGUCGCCGGGGCAGAAAGAGGAAAAUGCAGUCCAGAAAGGAUGACGAUGAUGAUGACACAGAAGCUGAACAGGACGAGGCAGAGGAGGAAGAAGAGCUGUUAAGUGAGAUUGAGGUGGAACAGGCCCCACCAGUCGUCCCUAUCCCAGCCCCUGUGGAACCACCAGUCAAGAGGAAACGUGGACGCCCCCCAAAGAGCAAACCAGACGCGGCUGCCAUCAUCCGAGUGGAGGACGAGGCCACUGGAGAGGUGGAUGACAUAAUUGUGAAGAAGGAGGUUGGAGCUGAACAAGAUGACCAGGAGGAUGGCAACGAGGAGGGCGUAGAGGAGGUGGUGGUAGGCGGAGGGAAGUCGACCAUUCAGAUGGAGGAGAUGUCCCAGGAGGAGGGGGCAGCACAGGAGGUGCAGCUGUCUGAAGCCCCACCCAACGGAGACCUGACCCCCGAGAUGAUCCUCAGCAUGAUGGACCGGUGAUGGAUGCAAGGGUCAAGCCUGUAAAUGUGUCACCACAUCUUCAUUUUGGUUCUUGGAAUUUAGGAUCACAAGCGCUUGCAUCCUAAAUAUAAACAAACAUCACUGUUGUAAUUUAAGAUUUGCUUUUUAAUCAUGUAUUGAUAAAGACUUGGAUGAGUGGGGAGAAAAAAGAUUUUUAAUAAGGAUUUGCCUACCAAAAAAAAUGCAUAUUUCAUUACAUUGGAGUUUGGGGUGGCUGUAAUUGACAGCAGUAUCUUAAGCCUUCUCAUUGUUGUCUUUGGUGUUUAGAGUUCACUCUAAAGCAAGACUGUGUGCAUGUAAUUUUAAGCCUUUUUUGUUUUUAUGUUUUGCUUGUUUCACCUUGGUUUAAAGUCAUAAGAGGAUAGUAGUGGAUAUUUCUUUGCUUUAGGGUUUUGUUUUGUUGGGUUUUUUUUUUUCAUAAUUAUAAUAGUCAGCACCCUCACUGAAGAGCUGUAUGUAGCUCUCAGUUUGGACAGAAAACUGCUACAUGAGAAAUUUCAUGAAAUUGCAAAAUAAAGGGGCAACCUUUGGGGACAUGAUACUGCCAUUAAUCACAGCCAUGUUAAGAUAAGAAAAAUGUAAUAUUUUGAAUUUUAGGUUGUUGUUUUUUUUUU
Scatophagus argus is the source of this 3067-nucleotide messenger RNA. RefSeq names its product transcriptional repressor CTCF-like. Gene Ontology annotation, cellular component: nucleus. The transcript has 13 exons. The record is from RefSeq and is a predicted model, not a curated record. Bases 174 to 2432 code for a protein of 752 amino acids. Lineage: Eukaryota; Metazoa; Chordata; Actinopteri; Scatophagidae. Gene Ontology annotation, biological process: regulation of transcription by RNA polymerase II. Gene Ontology annotation, molecular function: DNA-binding transcription factor activity, RNA polymerase II-specific; RNA polymerase II transcription regulatory region sequence-specific DNA binding.